UCUGGGGCCCCAAUCAAUAUGAAACAGAAAUCCUUUCCUGGGAAAGCACAUGUUUGAGAUAGCAGGUUUGAAGCUUUGCGGUCAGCUUCAUCACAUUUCAUGUCUCUUAUGCCCUUCAUUGUUUUGCAGUAUUGUAUAAAGCUUGGUGAGGUUUUGGAUUUCAACGCAUCAGAGGUAAAUCACGGUUACAGGAGCAGUCGUCCCACUUGUUGUAGCUUUUUAUUCAUAUUACUGACAUAAAGCUCCUCUUUAUAAACACACACACAGACCUAAAUCUGCCUCUAUUGAAUGUGGAAGGAGGAGAUCUGGCUGGAUAUAAAGCCGAAUACAACACUCUGGUUUUCACUCGCUUAAGACUCAAUAGGCAGAAACAGCUGUGAGACAUGAAAGGAAAUGUUGUUGUGCUGUUCUGCGCGCUGCCGCUGGUGCUCAGCCAGCCAAAGACCUACAGCUGGGACGGACCAGGACAAACCCUCGCUCCAGAUCCCAUCAACCCGUGCCUGACUGACCAGGAGUCAUGUGGUUGUUGUGUGAUGCAGAAGAAAAAAUGGCAGUUACAGCAAUAUUUAAACUCUAGUAUGAACGCACUGGAGGAUUCGCUGGCCAAAGCACAAAACACACUGAAAAACAUCAGAGACAACCGAGUGGCAUUUUCUGUUGGUCUGACUGACAAAAGGCGUUGUGUUGGUCCAGUGAAGUUGCCGAUUACCGUGGUCUACCAGAGCAUCUUCAUCAACAUUGGAGAGGCUUAUAACUCCACAACUGGCGUGUUCACGGUUCCACGCUCAGGCGUUUAUAACCUGGCCUUCACUGUGUUCAGCGACGCAGGCUCUCCAGGCGCACCGCUGGCAGUGUGUGCCAGCAUCAGGAAGAACGGUGUGGCUCUAGCAGCUCUCAGAGAGGUUUAUGAUCAAGACCAGGAGGACCAGGCCACUGCUGUCUUACUCGCACAGCUCAGUGUAGGAGACCGCAUUACCAUCAGUCUCCAGGCUGGAUGCUGGCUUUGUGAUGAUCAGAACCACUACAACACAUUCAGUGGCUUUCUGCUGUACGCCACUGAGUGAAACAUGUACACACACACAGGUUGGUUUUUGUGGUUUAUGAGGACUCUUCAUAGGUGUAUGCAUUUAAUACUGUAAAAAACACUAUAUGGCCUUGUCUUAUAAAUAAAUAAAUCCAACCCUCACAGAAACCCUGUGGCAAAUUUUGAAUGUGAAUAGACCGUUUAGUAAGAUUAAAAAAUUUAAUGAUAAGAACACAAGGCAUGUCCUCAUAAACCACUUUAACAUUAUAUCUUAUACCUAUGUCAUUACACAAACAUGCGUGUUCAUAAAUUACAAAAGUGCACACAAUCACGCACAAAUGUACUGUUCAAAGUUUAAACAGAAUCAAAUAUCAUCAACUUACAUUAAGCUGACUAAAACAGCUUGUAUGACUAAAAUAAACUAUAAAAUAUGAUUAAUUGAAACAUUGUUUUAUUACAUUUAAAUAACAAACAUACAUUGCCCAGAUAUUGAUCAUAUCAUUUUUACCCAAUACAGAUGUUACAAGCUAUAUCAGUCAGACGCUCUCAUAAAUGUCAUUGUCUUCAUACAUUACAGAACUUGAAUUUGCAAAUUUCUGAGCAUUUCAAUUAUUGACCACCAUUUCAGAUGUCAACACACCUGAUUUAAGAAGGUUCAAUGUGGUGAAGUUGUUUUAAAUAUUCGAUCCUGAACUGUAAAAGCGCACGCAAACACACACGCAUGCACACACGCACAUACACACAGAGAGAGAACUUCAUCAUUAUAGUAAAAUGCUGAAAUGAAAACAGAAUGUCCAACUUUUA
Molecule: messenger RNA, 1828 nt
Organism: Danio rerio (zebrafish)
Lineage: Eukaryota; Metazoa; Chordata; Actinopteri; Cypriniformes; Danionidae
Source: RefSeq, a predicted model, not a curated record